Anopheles merus is the source of this 2774-nucleotide messenger RNA. It is a transcript of the gene Nnp-1, whose product is annotated as ribosomal RNA processing protein 1 homolog. Gene Ontology annotation, biological process: rRNA processing. The transcript has 4 exons. NCBI's taxonomy places the organism in Eukaryota, Metazoa, Arthropoda, Insecta, Diptera, Culicidae. The record is from RefSeq and is a predicted model, not a curated record. The coding region runs from base 254 to 2521 and encodes 755 amino acids. Gene Ontology annotation, cellular component: preribosome, small subunit precursor; preribosome, large subunit precursor; nucleus.
CGCAAUGUCACAGCGAGAAACGUCAUCUACUUAUCAUUUGCCUUGCCCGUGUGCGAUCCCACUGUGAAAGCGUCCCUCCGCAAUCAGCAGACCGUGUUGCACCGGGAGCAAGUGUUUGCAACGAUCCCCUCCCCCCUGGGCUAGGAUUGUAACUCGUUCUGCACGCCGCCAAGAGGGGACCCUGCAGCGAACGCACGUGUUCACGCGUCAACAACGUCUCUAGCGCUGGUGCUUGGUGGUGCCAGGCCAAAGCAUGGUAGUCAAAGAGGACACCGCGGACGCGGAAGGAACGUCGGCAAUACCGAUGAUGGAGGACGACGGGAAGCCCGCCAGCAAACGGGCAAUCAUUGCGCAGGAGAUCAAGUUCGCCCGGACACUUGCCGGUAAUGAUGCUACGAUGCGGCGCAGGGUGCUGAAGAAUCUAAAGACCUGGCUAACCACACGCAGCCAGAGCACGUUCGUUUUUAGCGAUUUGGACUUUAUGCGGCUCUGGAAGGGGCUGUUCUAUUGUAUGUGGAUGUCGGACAAGCCGCUGGUGCAGGAGGAGCUGGCCGAGUCGCUCGGUUCGCUGGUGCGGUGCUUUGACCAUGACGUUCCGGUAGCGAUGCAGUUCUUCAAGGCGUUCCUCGCCACCAUGGGCAACGAGUGGUUCGGUAUUGACCGUUGGCGGUUAGACAAGUUCAUGAUGCUGGUUCGACGGGUAACGCGGCAGGCCAUGUUUGCGCUGCACGAAGCCGGCUGGCAGAAGGAGCACGUGGAGCGCUUCAAGCAAACGAUCGACGAAACCAUACUGAACCGCGACGUCGUGUCGUACGGGCUGAUGAACCAUUUCAACGAUCUGUUCCUGAACGAGCUGGCCAAGGUGUCGAACGGGGACAUCCCGAAGGAGGCGGUAACGCAGAUACUGGAGGUGUUCGUACAGGCGCUGCUCAAAACGGACGACGGCUCGGUGAGCGCUUCGAUCAAGAAGAACAUCUUCCACGCCCUGAUGCAGCAGUCCGAGCUGGGGCAGGAGUUUCAGGAGAAGUUUGAAAUGUGGAAAAGUCACAACUUUGUCACGGGCAACAUUGAAAACGUAGAUUUUGUGGUGGAAAACGAGAAGGAGGAGGAGGAGGGUGAACAAGAUGCGGACGGUGGAGAAGCAGCAGAGGAAGGUGAAGAGGAAACUCAGCAGGGAGAGGAAGGUGAGGAGGAACAAACCGAAGCAGGUGAAGCGGACGAAGCAGAGCGAGACGAGGAUGGAGCGGAGGAAGAAAGGGUGCUAGAUCCUCGUGCCGGCCGUGUGAGCGUGGACGUUCCCCAGAUUGAGUUCGAUCCGCAGGAAAUCAUCGAACUGUUCGAAACGUAUCGCUACAAAUCGUUCGUGAAGACGAAGGGCAAGAAGCGGGCGCUGCAGCUGGUGAAACAGUUCAAAAAGUUUGCCGACGGUGUGUUCCCGAUCGGCGUGAAGCGCAUCCCGAGCAUCAACCCGAAGGACUACAACGUGGACAUUGACGAGCAGGUGAUGGAGCUGGAAAAGUAUCGCUCAGACCUGGUCGGUGAGAAGCGGAAAAGCUUAAAGGAGCUGCGGAAGGAGCGCCGACACGCGAAAAAGCUGCUGCGCGAAAAACAAGAGGCAAAGGCGAAGGCGAAGGCAAAAGCCACCACUGCUGCUGAUGAUGAUGAGGAGGAAGGUGAGCAUGCUUCCGGUGAAAAUGGUGAAGCGGCAGAUGAGCAAGACGGUGUACAGGAAGAACAGUCCGAAAACGAUGCAACCCCGGCAACGGAGAAGACUAAAAAGAAGAGACGAGUUAGGCCGACGAAAAUGAACCCAGCGAUGGCACGGAAACAGGCCAAGCUAGAGCUGCUGGAGCGGAAAAGGGAAGAAAAGAUGAAGCUGUUGAAAGAGCGGCUGAAGAAGAAAAAGAAUAAAGCUCCGUCCGAUGCAGAAACGGACGCCGUCCCACAGCUCGUGCCAAUCGUGCAACCGGAGGCACCGGCGGAAGUUGCCACCAGUAAAGCGAAGAAGCUAAAGCCAGCACCUGUACAAACGGCAAUCGAGGCGACAGUCGAGAGCGAACCAACAACACCCACAGCGAGCGGCAAAAAGAAGCAACAGGGCAAGGUAAAACCGACGACACCAAAACCCGACAGCAAACCGUUCGAAACGAAGGACGAAUGGUCGGAACCGCUGCAGGAGGGCGAGGAGGAGUAUUUCAUACCCGCGCGCAAAAUGACACCGAUUACCGCCAGGCUGGAAAAGCCACCGAAGGCAGCGGCCAAGGCAAACCUUGGCAAGCGCGUUGCGUCCGGAGGCGCGACGGACGAUGGAGAGGAACCGGUUACGCCGGCCCGAAAGCGGGUUAAGAUUGCGCUGAACAAAAACGUCGCCCAGGAUCUGGUGGAGCACAUCAAGCAGGUGAAAAGUUCGCCCCAGCUACCGUUCGACUCGGCCAAAAAGCCUUCCAAGAGCCUGCUCAAGCCGAACCUCAUUCCCAGCCCGAUCAAUCCGUUCUACAAGAAAAAGUUUGGUCUGAAGUAAAACGCUUCUUACUUACACACACCAGCCUCUCUCUCUCUCCCUCCCCUGCAUCCGGAGGAUAUCGCUUUUGUCGGGGAUUUCCUAAGGCGCAGAAGGGUGGAGGAGAGUGUACCGACAUGCUUCACAUGCUCAUACCACAAUUUGUAGAGGGUAAUAAUGUGAGUUUCUUUUUUAAAUGCAAUUAAGUGCGCUCUGUAAUGAUGUUCUAGUUGUGUAAAACUGUGUCCUAAUAAAGUCACGUGCUGUACAUGUA